CAUGCGCACUAUGGCGCCACACUGCCCGCGCCGGGUAGUGAGUGAAUGCAACUGGGAGAAAUUCAACUGCGUGAUCUGGACCAGACAGGCGGCGGCGGCGGGACCUGCACUUCUUGAGGGAUUACGCAGCACAUUGUACCCCCGACCGGACAAAGAGUGACUGGAGCACAGGUAGGACGCCCGCACCGGAGCGCGCACCCCGCUUCCGAGGUGAGGAUCCCCGAUAACACCGCGACCCGAGGCUGCGUCAACGGUUUAAGGCGGAUGCGUCAACGGUUUAAGGCGGCGCGGUGCGGCGCCGCAUGUCGGCUUCUGGAGUUCCAAAACAAACGUGACGAAGUCGCUAAUAAAACGUAACGUUUGAACAUGGCGUUGUUCCGCCCGUGGGCCUCUCGUGCACCGUGUGUUGUUGUUGUUGUUGUGUUGUUGUUGUUCACCUGGUGUGUUUUUUUUUAAUGGCUUCGUGGUUUCUCUGCUUGGGGGAAGUUUAUUUUUUAAUGCUUCGCGUUUUCCACGCCGCGCGUUCCCAGCGCGAAAAGUAUGAAAAAAAAAAAAAAGUAAGGCCUCGCGCGAGGCCCCGGAGAGCUCUGAGUGGCAGCCGGCGCAGCCAAUCGGACGCGAGGGCGCCGCCCACACCGGAAUCCUUCGACCAGUCGUGUUCGCAACAACGCGAUGACGUCGGCUUCGGCUUCUCUCGCGCGAUGCCCACUGAUUAUAAAACAAAGGACAAUAAAGUGGUUAAAGCGGCAGACGUUUGAUGUGUUGUUCAACACGGAGCAUGUUGUGUGUGUCUGUAAAACACGGUGGAGUUUUCUGACGUGUACGUGGAAAAAAAUUAUGAUAAAAAAAAUGAUAAUACAGCGAGAUAUUGUUCUCUCUCCCUUUUUUUUUUAAAUUUUUUAUAACAUGUCAACCUGUCAUUAAAUGAAUCGUUGCAACAACAAAAAAAAAUCUUAAUUAUUAAAAAAUGUAAACAAAAUCGUCCCCAUCCGUUUCCUGAUUUCUGCUGCCGGUGGCAUCACACAACACCCUCGUGUGCGCGCGCGCUGGCUGUGUCACUAUACGCCUGGCUCUUUUGUGCGGGCCACGGAAAUGCACAUUUUAUUUUACACACUUUGUGCAUAUUGUUGUUGGCUGAACAGGGCUGCGGUUUGCUCUUCGCCUGGCGAGGGAGGCGCGCGCCUCCGCCGCAGCCGGAUAACCGUUGAGGGUCUUUUUUUCCACCGUCUUCCAUUGUGUCUGCGCGUGAAAUCGGGCUGACGGGAGAAAACACGUGGGCCCGGUAGUGCGAAGAUAUCCGGUUUGAACGUAGCCAGCGAAGGCGAUGACUCCAGACUGGCUCCGCGACGGGGGACCGAUUCGGCUCUAACGUGGACAAAAGAAGGGAGCCUUGAUGUGUGCAGUAUGAGUAAGACGCCCCCUAACAGAAGAGGGAUAUCUUUUGAGGUGGGAGCUCAGCUUGAGGCCAGAGACAACCUCAAAAACUGGUAUGCUGCCAACAUAGAGAAGAUCGACUACGAAGGUGAGAAAGUACUCGUCCAUUACCGCCAGUGGAGCCACCGCUACGACGAGUGGUUUGACUGGACAAGCACCUACCUGAGACCCGUGGAGAGGGUUCAUCUGAGGCGGCAGGGCCUGCAGGACGACGCUCCGGAGCCUGGCUUUAACGUGAACGACAAGGUCCUGGCGAGCUGGUCUGACUGCCGUUUCUACCCCGCUAAGGUCCUUUCGGUCAAUAAAGAUGCAUCCUACACUGUGAAGUUCUACGAUGGUGUUAUCCAGUCAGUGAAGGGGAUACACGUGAAGCCGUUUACUAAAGAGAGUGGUGGCGUUGGUGGAGGGAAGCCUCAGUCCUCCGAAAGCAACAUGGUUAGAAGGGCCCCGAACCGCAGGGACAGGAGGCCCCAGGAGAACGGAGGUCCCAAGAACAAGCGAGCCCGACGCAGUACGUCCGACCGGGAGGAGGACAGCAACAGUGAGGCGGAGGAGCGGGAGGAGGGGAUGAUGAAGAACAAGAAAACAAACGUUGAGGCCGCGCCUUCCAUCAAGCAGGAGGAGGAGGACGCAUCGGAGAUCGCGGAGCAGAACAAGCCCGGCGAUGCAGAAAAGGGACCGGGACUCACAAACGGGGUGAAGGUGGAAGAAGGCAGCGAGCGACACGAGGAAAGGUGUCGCGUGAACGGAGAGGUGAAAAAAGAGGAGGCGGAAACGGAGCACAGUGGAACCAAGCCAUACACGGCGUCGCCAACUCAGACGCCUGCACAGAUGGAGCAGUUGCCCGUCACCAUGACGACCGCGGAAUCCAAUGGCGACGCGGAGCCGAAGCCGAAUGGCCAAUCGGAGAGCACUCCGCCUGCAGCGGACGCGCCGCCCCCCCAGCCCGUGAAACCGGUGAGGAAACAGGGUUUCCACAACCCCAACAGAUUUAGCAGAGAACCACUGUACCGCGUCAUCAAAAACCAACCUCCCCCCGUCUUGUCCAUCAACCUCGACCACAACCCGUUUAAGUGCAGCGCUCCCGGCUGCACAAAGUCAUUCCGAAAGGCCAAGCUGCUGCACUACCAUAUGAAAUACUACCAUGGCGAGGAGCAGCCUCUGGAGGGGGAGCGCAGUCCCACCAGGAGUGUCCAGACCAGGGCCUCUGAGAAACAGACUGCCCCCUCCGGUUUGGAUGGCCCGAAGAGACGGCGCACUAUCUCUGCCUCUAUGCACCCCGUUGGGCCCACUGUCGCUCCCCGUGGUGAGGUGAAGGCUGCAGGCAGGCGCACAUCCGCACCGCCUGCAGUCAACACCCAGGGCCUCCAGCAGAGGGCGCUGCUGAGGGAGAAGAGCAAGGAGAACCAGCUGGACCGGAACGGAUGCCAGCAGCCGGACAAGGACUCGGACAGGAGUGCCUUUGACAUUGGGUCAGUAAAAGACAAACUGAAAGAGAAACCGAAACAGAAGGACUUCCUCCGCAUUAAACUAAAGAAGAAGAAGAAGAAAAAGAAGGCCAAGUCCGACUACACAGGUAGUGAGGAGAAUAUUGACAUCUCAGUAUUGGGUCUUCAGUCCAAAUUGAAUUUGCCACUCAAAUUCCCCCCCUCACACAAUCACAAGCCUGAGGCCUACCCCAGCAGGCCUGGAUUCAGCUACUCACAGCAGAUACAUGUGGAUGAUGAGGAUAGCAUCAGCGACUGGUCGACUGACAGCUGCGGGUGGAGCGACGAUGACUUUGGGGUGGACCAGGACGUCACCAUGCCUCCCCUGAGUGUGGACUCCGGUGCCGUGGACACAAGUGACCAAGAGAUCGUGCGAUGCAUCUGUGAGGUGGAGGAAGAGAAUGACUUCAUGAUUCAGUGUGAAGAUUGCUUGUGCUGGCAGCAUGGCACCUGCAUGGGCCUGCUGGAAGACAAUGUUCCAGACCGAUACACCUGCCACAUCUGCAGAGACCCACCAGGUCAGAGGCAGAGUCUGCGCUACUGGUACGACCGCGAGUGGCUGAGCAACGGUCACAUGUACGGCUUGUCCUUCUUGGAUGAGAACUACUCCCACCAAAACGCCAAGAAGAUCACCACCACCCACCAGCUGCUGGGAGACGUGCACCACGUGGUGGAGAUACUCAACGGACUGCAGCUCAAGAUGAGCAUCCUCCAGAGCAAUACUCACUCAGACCUGCAGCUGUGGCGGCAGCCCUGGAAGCAUCUGGACAGGUCACGGACCGCCCUCGACUCGUGUCGUGGCAGCGAUGCCGCUCCGUCUCCGGUGACUCCCGACGAGGACAUGAGCCGAGGGGAAAUUUUAAUGUCCAACGCUCUGGAGAAGCUGAGCCGGGCGGCCACCGCCGCCACCUCCUCCUCGCCCUGCUCCUCCUUCCCCUUCCCGUCCUUCCAGGACUCCUACAUCAUCAGUGAACAUUGCUACCAGAAGCCGCGGGCUUAUUACCCGGCGGUGGAGCAGAGGCUGGUCGUGGAGACCCGACAGGGCUCGGAGCUAGAGGACAGCAUGAGGAGCACGGAGGAACUGUUGGAGCGGGAGCAGCGCUACGGAAGCCUGCUGGAGACAGACAAGCCCAAAUCAACAGGCACCAAUUACAAGGCUUCGAUGGGCUGCUCCUGGUCCCAGGCUGAGACGAGGGAAGAGGGCGGAAGAGACCCGGGAGAGGCUGCCGAUAACAGCAGGCAGCAUCAACAGAGGCAGAUCAACCUGCUAGACCACAUAGAUUCAGUCCAGGACGAGGUCGCGCACAGAAUGGACUUCAUUGAGCGGGAGCUGGACGUGCUGGAGAGCUGGCUGGACUACACCGGGGAGCUGGAGCCCCCUGAGCCGCUGGCCCGUCUGCCUCAGCUCAAGCAGCGCAUGAAACGGUUGCUGACGCAGCUGGGGAAGGUGCAGCAGAUCGCCCUGUACAGCUCCACAUGAGGGCGCCAGAGAGCAGCGGCAGUGCCGGUCCCCCACACGGCAUGCAGAAGCAGUGCAGCAGUAGGAAGGAAGCCCGCUGGACCUCUGGCUGCAAAGAUAACGACAUUAGUGCAAGACUCGGAUUGUUCCACGCGUUCUCUCUGACCAGCCCUCUGCAGCCGGCUCUCCCUUUCUCUCUUCUGUGAGGUGGAAUCCGAUGCUCGAGCCAGCCAGUGUCGUAUAUUAUCGGUUAUAUGAACAUGUGCGGAAAGUUGGCAUCAAAUCAGGAUGAAACACCAAAAGUAACCUCGUAAAACGCAGAAGAAAAAUCCUUAGGACCAGAUUACACUUCUAUGGUUCCCAUGCAACUCUAAACCUAACGAAUGCCUUUUGUCUGAGCUACUGCUUAAGGUCGCCCUGUCUCUCUCAGUACACAGUGCUUUACACGCAGACGCUUUAUAUUUGGACAUUGCAGUUGAGUUCCUGAACCUACAUGGCCUCUUUGCAAUAGUUUUUUUCUUUUUUUAUAUAUAUAUAUAUAUAUAUAUAUAUACAUAUACAUAUACAUACAUACAUACAUACAUACAUAUACGCACAUGUUUUCAAAUAGUUUGGUUUUCUUCUGCAUCAACAAAGUCCCAAAGCUCCAUUUUGGUCACCUGCCAUGCCGUACUGCAUACUGCAUGAGUCUUUGCUUCAAGUGUGGACAGACGGGAACUUGAAGUAUAUGAGGACAUGUACGAGCGGCCACUACGAAUAAUUUGUUCUGUUUUUGAUGUACUCCAAGGGUUUGUUUUCUACUACACUGUGAAGUUAUUUUUGUCUAAGAAUCAAAGGCAUCUUAUUUUCAGCUUUAGGUGACAUAACAAGUGUGAUUUCUUCUUCUUUUUUUCUCGAAACUGUAAUGCUUCUUUUCUAAAAAAAAAUAAAUAAAAAUAAGUCCCCUCAUGAGUGUUACACUUUUUAUCCGUUAAUUUGUAUGUGUUUUGUUAGUUACCGCAUCUUUGACUUGGAUUUACUAUUUGCGUCGUCGUUGCUGUCGCACUUGACUCACGACUCACUGAAAACUGUAACGCGGACUUGUCUCUUCUUAAGCAUCUUGUCCUUUUUGUUGGUGACAAAUACUACUUAGAAGACAUGAGACUAUUUUCCUCUUUUCUUUUUCCGUUUUUUUUGUUGUUUUUUUUCCAGUAUUUGGCUUGUUUGUAAAUAUAUGUUAUUCAAAAACUGUUGCUCUUCUUUAUUGAAAACAUCCUCCAAAUUCAUGUAUUGUAUACUACUGUACUGUAUGUAUCUGGCUUUGAAGCAGGGAAAUGUCAAAAAAACAAUGCAAACAGAUCUGCUGGUACAUAAAUAAACUUAUCAUUGUUAUUAAUCACUUUGGGCAUA
This is a messenger RNA of Cyclopterus lumpus (lumpfish), 5769 nucleotides long. It is a transcript of the gene phf20a, whose product is annotated as PHD finger protein 20, a. Gene Ontology annotation, cellular component: nucleus; MLL1 complex; NSL complex. The transcript has 17 exons. The coding region runs from base 1405 to 4401 and encodes 998 amino acids. The record is from RefSeq and is a predicted model, not a curated record. Gene Ontology annotation, biological process: regulation of transcription by RNA polymerase II. NCBI's taxonomy places the organism in Eukaryota, Metazoa, Chordata, Actinopteri, Perciformes, Cyclopteridae.